AUGGGAGAAACCUGCUCUAAAUCUCAGUCAAAAAGGCAAAAAAAGCGCCCAGCCUUGCAGCCAAGCUGCCAAGAGCAAGUCACAGCAUCUCUUGACAGAAACAACGAUAUGACAAAAGCUAUUGAAGAAUUCCACACAAGAAACACGAUCCGAUCUAACAACAGAAACAGCACAAAUCGAUCCUCAAUGUCUACUUUUGACUCCUAUGCAAUAAAACAUGUACAAGAAGUCCUUAAUGCAGCUUAUAGAGGCGAAUUAGACGUGGUCAAUGCUCAUAUAGGGCUUGGCUUCCCAGUGGAUUUUCCUUUAAAUCAGUCUGGCUGAACCCUAUCCCAUAUUGCUGCACAAACAGGAAAUGAAAUAAUGCUUGAAUUUUUGAUUAAAUAUGAGCCAGAUUUUGAUGUCCAAGAAAUUGGGGAAGGGUGAACACCAUUGAUGGUUGCUGCUAUUAAUAAUAAAGAAAAAAUUGCAGAAAUUUUGGUGAAGAAUGGAGCUGAUAAGUGGAUAAAAGAUAAUGGCGGAAAGACAGCUGUCGAUUUGGCUGAAAAAUACAGAAGUUCAGGGGUAUGCAAAGUGCUCAAUGGGAGUAAAGUUUAA
Messenger RNA from Blepharisma stoltei, 597 nucleotides. The record is from the annotation of a GenBank genome assembly. Lineage: Eukaryota; Ciliophora; Heterotrichea; Heterotrichida; Blepharismidae.